AUGGUGAACGGAAGUAUUUCAUCUCACGCUUCUCGCGACUUUUAUCUCGACGUCGACGUUAGUGAAGCUAUCAUGCGCCCCACGCCGGCCUCACUCGCACGUAUCCUCCCCCGCUCUAGCGUCCCUCGCAAGCUCGUCCGACCCGAACUCCGCCCUCAGCCAAACAAAGCCAACGCACCGACGCUCAUCUCCAAGCUGCUGGAGCAGAAGAGGGAAACGAUCAGGGCUGGGCAGAAGUGGCCUGCUAAUCUUAGGAUUGAGGAGCCGUUGACGAGGAAGGACUGGGUUGGGGUGCCGAGGGAUCUGAGGGCGGAGCUGAAGAAGCUGGUCAAGGAGAAGUAG
Dacryopinax primogenitus is the source of this 342-nucleotide messenger RNA. RefSeq lists its product as uncharacterized. Lineage: Eukaryota; Fungi; Basidiomycota; Dacrymycetes; Dacrymycetales; Dacrymycetaceae. The record is from RefSeq and is a predicted model, not a curated record. Bases 1 to 342 code for a protein of 113 amino acids. The transcript is spliced from 2 exons.